AUGGUCUUUUUCCACUUGGGCUCUUGUGGUGAUAUUUUUCUUGCCAAAGAACUAGCUUGGGACACUGGAAGCUCAGCUUUCCUGCUGAAUCCUUCUGGGAAAUGGAAUCUGGUAUGUGACGAUGAUUGGAAAGCCCCACUAACCACCUCCUUGUUUUUUGUGGGGGUGCUGAUUGGAUCCUUUAUAUCGGGACAGCUCUCAGACAGGUUUGGCAGGAAGACUAUUCUCUUUGCAACCAUGGCUGUGCAGACUGGCUUCAGCUUCGUGCAGAUCUUCUCUACCAGCUGGGAGAUGUUCACAAUACUGUUUCUUAUAGUUGGAAUGGGACAGAUCUCUAACUAUGUUGUGGCCUUCAUAUUAGGCACAGAAAUUCUUGGCAAAUCAGUUCGUAUUAUAUUCUCUACAUUAGGAGUUUGCAUAUUUUUUGCAAUUGGCUACAUGUUGCUGCCACUAUUUGCUUACUUCAUCAGAGACUGGCGGAUGCUGCUACUGGCUCUUACUGUACCUGGGUUGUUCUGCGUUCCACUGUGGUGGGUCAUUCCUGAAUCUCCCCGGUGGCUGAUCACUCAGAGAAGAUUUCAAGAGGCAGAAGUCAUCAUCCGAAAAGCUGCAAAGAUGAAUGGCGUUACAGCCCCAGAUGUGCUGUUUGACCCUGUGGAGAUGCAGGAUUUGAAUCUGCAGCAACAGCAGACGGCUGAUCUCUUUGACCUUUUCAGAAACCGAAACAUCGCAACAAUCACUGUUAUGUCCCUGCUUUUGUGGAUGCUGACAUCAAUUGGUUACUUUGGACUGUCACUCAGCACUCCUAACUUACAUGGAGAUGCCUACGUCAAUUGUUUCCUAUCAGCUGUCAUUGAAGUUCCAGCCUAUGUGAUUGCUUGGCUGCUCCUCCGGACCCUGCCUCGGCGGUAUUCGAUAGCUGGCACCUUGUUCUUAGGAGGAGGAGUUGUUCUCUUCAUUCAGCUGGUGCCCACAUCCCUACACAUCCUGUCAGUCAUCCUAGUAAUGCUGGGGAAGUUUGGGAUCACCUCAGCAUUCUCCAUGCUCUAUGUCUACACUGCUGAGCUCUACCCAACCAUAGUAAGAAACAUGGCUGUUGGAGCUACCUCUAUGUCUUCCAGAGUGGGCAGCAUCAUUGCACCUUACUUUGUCUACCUUGGUGCCUAUGAUAGGUUCCUGCCUUACAUUCUCAUGGGAAGCCUGACUGUACUGAUAGGGAUUGUUACUCUAUUCCUUCCGGAAAGCUAUGGAAAUCCUCUCCCCGAAAACUUGGACCAGAUGCUAAAAGUAAAAUGUUUCAAAACCAGACAGCAAAACAGCAACAUGAGGAAUUUAAAAGAAGCUCAAGAAAACCAUGAGAUUGAUCAUCCUGUCGUGAUUAAGGCUGUGCACGUCCAUGUGAUCUGAAAAACACCAAGGAUGUCUCCAAAACAAUUUCCUACUGAGGAAAAAAAUCAUAAUUAACACUAUAGGUCCUCUAUAAUUAUGACCCUACAAACCAUGGUGCUGUUGCACCAAAUACAUAUAUUAGCUCUAUAGAUGCCAUCUACUUUCAUUGGAUUCAUCAAAAAGAGUCAUGAGCGUCCUGAUUUUCAGAGGUUUCAAACAACUGCAAUCUUAAUUGAGAUGUUGGGAGCUGCAAGUGUGGUACACUUUUGAAAAUCAGGACACUCAUGAGCAUUAAGAACAAUGACAACAGUGACUCUAUGAAUCUUGGAUUCAAAAGCUGCUUAAGGGUGAAUUACAAGACCAAAUAAAAAUGUGGGUAUUUUCCCAACUAUGCAGAUUUACUGAUCAAAUGGGAAGUGCAUGUCUGUCUUCUGGCUCCUUUGAAAGGUACAUAAAUCUUUAUGGGAUAGAUCCUAUCCUCAUUUGAAGUCUGUGGCUAAACUCCAGCUGACAUUCAUAGCAAAGCACACGUGUGCCCUUUGAAUUACAGUAAGUACAUUUUAAAGUAAGAUGGUUGGAACCUCUUUUAGAUUUUGUUCACUGGACAGUACUAUAAAUUCCCCCAAAAACUGAUAUCUUUUAUUAGGUAAAUAGUUGGAAAAAUUGUUCUUUGCAAGC
This is a messenger RNA of Gavialis gangeticus (Gharial), 2067 nucleotides long. RefSeq names its product solute carrier family 22 member 4 (gene SLC22A4). Gene Ontology annotation, molecular function: transmembrane transporter activity. Gene Ontology annotation, biological process: transmembrane transport. The record is from RefSeq and is a predicted model, not a curated record. Bases 1 to 1407 code for a protein of 468 amino acids. Gene Ontology annotation, cellular component: membrane. The transcript has 10 exons. Lineage: Eukaryota; Metazoa; Chordata; Crocodylia; Gavialidae.